Molecule: messenger RNA, 789 nt
Organism: Colletotrichum siamense
Lineage: Eukaryota; Fungi; Ascomycota; Sordariomycetes; Glomerellales; Glomerellaceae
Gene: tropE-4
Product: Short-chain dehydrogenase/reductase tropE
Exons: 2
Coding region: 1-789 (262 amino acids)
Source: RefSeq, a predicted model, not a curated record
AUGUCCGCCAAACGAAUCGCCCUCAUAACAGGCGCCAACACCGGCAUCGGCUACGAGACCAUCAAAGCGCUCCUCUCCUCCGAUCGAUCAUACCACAUCCUUCUCGGAUCCAGAUCUACGGAGAAGGGUGCAGCGGCCGCCAAGCAACUCCGCGACGACGUCCCCUCCACGGCGAGCACUCUCGAAGUAGUCCAGAUCGACGUCGACAGCGAUGAAUCCAUCGCCAGCGCCUUUGAGCUAGUACGCUCAAAGCAUGGCCGUCUAGAUUAUCUGGUGAAUAACGCUGGUUGCGCCCUCACCGAGCCAGACAUGUCCCCCCGCGAAGCCUUCAACGCCAUGUACAAUACAAACGUAUCGGGCCAGCACGUCGUGACGAUGACUUUCGCGCCGCUGCUGAUCAAAUCCGACGACCCGCGCCUGCUCUUCCUCACCAGCGGGUCGGCCCACCUCGCGCGGUUCGCUGAAGAGUUCUGGCCCGGCGAGGCGCCUGCGGCCGGAUGGCCGAAGCCGGCAAGCCAUUUUGCGCCGACGGGGUACCGCGUCAGCAAGACGGCGCUGAACAUGCUUGUGUUGGCGUGGCACUGGACGCUGAGGGCGGACGGGGUGAAGGUUUGGGGGGUUUCGCCGGGACAGUUGGCGACGAACCUCGGCGGGGACCCGGGGUUGUUGAAGAAGCUGGGGGCGGGGGAUCCGAGUCUUGGAGGGCUGCUUGUUAGGAAGGUUCUGGAGGGGGGGAGGGAUGUGGAUGCGGGGAGGAUUGUGAGCCAGACUGCGGUGCAGUCGUGGUAA